UAUGGUGAUUUUAGUUUCGUAUAAACCACGACGGCACGUCUUAGAUUUUCGUUAAGUGAUUUAAAAAGUGACAAAGUUUUUUCUGGGAAAAUAAUACAAAAUAUUUUUUUUGUUGAACAAUAAAUUACAAAUAGUGUAUGAAAAUUAUAUAAAAUUAAAAUGAUGUAUCAACGUCAAACCUCCUUUGAUAAGCCCACACGCAUUGAGGGCUCUUCUUAUAUAGCCGAAGGCAUUGAGAACCAAGAAGAUCGCAGCACAUGUUUGCUAUUCUCAACCAAAGAUCAAAAUUCCGGUUCAUUGGCAAACUCCUUGAAAAUCUUCACCAAGAACAAUGUAAAUCUCUUGCACAUUGAAUCACGUUCAUCGUUGCGUGUACCCGGCUAUGAAUUCUUUGUGGAAUGUGACACCAAGUCGGGAGAAUUGGGCAAGGCCAUUGAGGAAUUGCGUGAAUUUUGCUGUUACUUCAAUGUAAUCUCUCGUGAUUACAAAGACAAUGUGUCGGCAGUGCCUUGGUUCCCCAGAAGAAUACGUGAUUUGGAUCGUUUCGCCAAUCAAAUUUUAAGCUAUGGCUCGGAAUUGGAUUCAGAUCAUCCUGGUUUUACCGAUUCUACCUAUAGAGAAAGAAGAAAAUAUUUUGCUGAUAUUGCUUACAACUACAAACAUGGCCAACCCUUGCCUCAUGUGGAAUAUACCAAAGAGGAAACUGAAACAUGGGGCAUUAUGUUCAGACAUUUAACCAAAUUAUAUGAAACUCAUGCUUGCAAGGAAUACAAUCAUGUUUUCCCCUUGUUGGUUGAUAAUUGUGGCUUCCGCGAGGAUAACAUUCCUCAACUGGAAGAUGUUUCCAAUUUCUUGAAAGAUUGUACCGGUUUCACUUUGCGCCCUGUUGCCGGACUCUUGUCAUCUCGUGACUUUUUGGCCGGUUUAGCCUUCCGUGUCUUCCACUCCACCCAAUACAUUAGACAUCCCAGUAAACCUAUGUACACACCUGAGCCCGAUGUCUGCCACGAAUUAAUGGGUCAUGUGCCACUAUUCGCAGAUCCCGAUUUUGCUCAAUUCUGUCAAGAAAUUGGUUUGGCUUCCUUGGGUGCUCCCGAUGAUUAUAUUGAAAAAUUGGCUACCAUCUUUUGGUUUACCGUGGAGUUUGGUUUGUGCCGCCAAGAAGGUGAAUUGAAAGCUUAUGGUGCUGGUCUGCUCUCCUCCUUUGGUGAACUGCAAUAUUGUUUGAGUGAUAAACCCCAACACAAGGAUUUCGAUCCCGAGGUAACUGGAGUAACCAAAUAUCCCAUAACACAGUUCCAAGAAGUCUACUAUGUGGCUGAUAGUUUUGAAAGUGCCAAGGAAAAAACAAUUAAAUUUGCCAACUCCAUACCCCGUCCCUUUGGCGUACGCUACAAUGCCUACACCCAGAGCAUUGAAGUUUUGGACUCCAAACAUCAGCUUUCAAAUUUGAUGGAAAACAUCAAUUCUGAAUUCCAGAUUUUGCAAAAUGCUGUGCAAAAAUUAAAAAUCUAAUUAGAAUAAUCUUUAAUAAGUUCAUACUUACGCAUUUAUAUUACUUAGUUUAGAAAUUCAUUUUAAUUACUGAAUUUAUCUUUUAAUUUAAGUUAAUUUUGUUUAUAUUUUUUUUAAAAAAUCAAUAAAAAAAGUCUCCAUAAAA
Molecule: messenger RNA, 1660 nt
Organism: Calliphora vicina (urban bluebottle blowfly)
Lineage: Eukaryota; Metazoa; Arthropoda; Insecta; Diptera; Calliphoridae
Gene: Hn
Product: phenylalanine-4-hydroxylase
Exons: 6
Coding region: 160-1515 (451 amino acids)
Biological process (GO): L-phenylalanine catabolic process; L-tyrosine biosynthetic process
Molecular function (GO): iron ion binding; phenylalanine 4-monooxygenase activity
Source: RefSeq, a predicted model, not a curated record